AUGCGAAUUGCUAUACUUACAGUGAGUGAUUCUUGUUGGAAUGGCACAAGAGAGGAUAUUAGUGGUCCAGUUCUACGGCAAUUAAUAAUUAAUUCGAAUAUCUUAUCUAAUUCGGAUGUGGAAAAUUUCCUGGUAUCAGAUGAGAAAGAAGAAAUUGCGCAUAUGCUAAUUAAUUUAUGCAAAACUUUCGAUGUGAUUGUAUCAACGGGUGGAACUGGUUUUUCACUACGAGAUGUUACACCCGAAGCAACACAAAAUGUUAUUGAAAAAAAAUGUGGCGGAAUAGAAACAGCACUUCACAUGCGCUCAUUGCAAGCUACGCCACUUGCUGCACUAUCACGGCUAUGUGCGGGUAUUCGUGGCUCUACGUUAAUUGUUAACUUACCCGGAAGUCCAAAAGCUGUUAAGGAAUGUUUCGAAGUGAUAGAGAAGAUAUUACCACAUGCGGUGGACCUUCUCACUGCAAAAGUAGUAAACCAGCAUCAUUUGUCAAAUCACUGA
Molecule: messenger RNA, 501 nt
Organism: Brugia malayi
Lineage: Eukaryota; Metazoa; Nematoda; Chromadorea; Rhabditida; Onchocercidae
Gene: Bma-moc-2
Product: putative molybdopterin binding domain containing protein
Exons: 6
Coding region: 1-501 (166 amino acids)
Source: RefSeq, a predicted model, not a curated record